AUGGUGACAAGAGGGAGCAGCACAGCCCAUCAUCCGGCGGGGGAUCCGACACACAUUUCCGAGACGUCCACUUCCAGUCUAAACAACACAGGCGCUGGGCCACGCAAUAAACGUCCGACACCUCGACAGGCGGGCUCGGAAGCCGCCGGAAAUCGCCGCAAGCUGCAAAAGGUCAGCCGGGCUUGCGACUACUGCAAAUUAAAGAAGCUGAGGUGCACCGGAAAUGUCCCCUGUGAAGUGUGCGCUAAGAAGCGCUUGCAUUGUCUUUACGAUGCCCAGUACCGACGCGGCCGCCCACCAACACCACAAGCUGGAGAGACGACAGUCCGGCAUCACGCAACUCAGACGCCGCCGGCCGGCGGAGUCUCGAGUCAGUCGGACAUCGCCGUUGAAAGGACUGGUCCCGAACCAGGCGGUGAGUUCUCGAAUGCUUCUGUAGGCGAGGGGCCCCAGAGUCGGGCCUCGCCAGAACUCGAGACUGCCGAACUUGAAGGCCAAUUUUUCGACCUCAAUUCAAAUUUCGCAUUUCUACACCGAGCCUGGAAGAGAUUUUCCUGCCAGAAGGGAGGAACAAUUCCUGAUGUUCUCACUGGCUCUGAGCGCUCACAGCCUCUCGUGUCGGCUGGAGACCGGCCGUUGCUCGUCCCCUCUGGCGAAACGGUGCGGAUUCCGGAUCGCCAAGGUGCAACGCAACUAUUUGAGUUUUACUUUGAAAAUUGCGUUGUCACAUAUCGCUGUCUCCAUCGCCAGUAUUGCGCGUCGUUUCUCCAACCUGUGCUUCACAAUGCACAGCAAAACCUACCUCUGCACCACAACAUCGGCCAUGCCAAGGCCGCGCUUAUUAUCAACAUUUUUGCCAUUGCGAGCCUUCGAAAAGAAAAGACCUCCGGAUCCACAUCCCCGUAUAACGUGAAUCAAGUACCAUUGAGUGACAGCGACCAUUACUUCUGCGAGGCGCUCCGUCUCACAACCGCCGAGACUGGUCUUCCGCGCUUAGAGUCUGUCCAAGCAAGGAUGUUGCAGGUACUUUUCCUCCUACAAACUGGCCGAAUGAACCAGGCAUGGUACAUAUUUGGGGGCACAGUUCCUAUCGUUUCUGCCCUUGGCCUCCAUAGAACCUCUGGGCGAGGUGGAAGCCGAAAUGUCGCGGGUGUCAAGACGGACUACAUUGUCUUGCAAUGCCGCCGACGCACAUUCUGGGUCGUAUACAUCAUUGAUAAAUACCUUUCAGUUGUUUUUGGAAGACCCAGGCUGUUACAUGACGAUGAUAUUAACCAGGAGUAUCCCGAUCAUGUCAAUGAUGAAGACAUGAACUCGCAUGGGCCCUCUGCAUCUGCCCCAACAUUUGACUGCCAUAUCGACUCGCUAAUAGCGCACGCAAAGAUUGCUCGAAUCAUCGACAAUAUAUCGAGAGAAGUCUACUCUCUGAAGCCGGUUCCGACGCUUGAAAAGUUUAAUGCGGCCAAAAAAUUCCGUCAUCAGCUCCACGAUUGGCGCCGGGGUCUGCCUGCCUAUCUUGGAACUAUUCAACCACGAAGCCUCAUACCUUCUUUCUGUCGGCAAGCAAUAGCAUUGAAGCUGGCAUAUUGCCACGCCGUGAUGCAUGCAAAUCGGCCUUUCAUCCUCGGCUACAAUCGCCAGUCAGCCUCGUCAUCAAUAGACGAAAUCGUUUCAGAAUGCAUCAGCGCAGCUAAGAUGGCUCUGGAGACCGUUGAUGAUAUUAUGAGCGAUGGUAUGCUCUUCCACGCCUUCUGGUGGACGCCAUAUGCCACGUUUUGCGCCGUGGCUGUCGUCUACGUGUGGGAGAUUCAACAAAGGGGCCGCGGUGGUGACGUCGGCAGUGAUCCAUUACUCAUGGAACUAGCAGAGCGCUGUCAUAAACACCUAUACCAGGCUGCGGCUACAUACUCCCUUGGGCUUCGGUACAGCAUCAUCCUCGAAGAGCUCCGCUUGCAGGCAAGACAGGGCUCGGUGGAGCUCGCUCAGCACCAGUUUGCGGAUACAGUUGGCAUCGCAGUGGUACAGGAUAAUGCACUAGAUAUCGGUCCUGGUUCGGGCGCAGUGGGUCUGGACGUGAGCCAGAUGCCAAAUGACAUAGAUGCUGUUCCUCUCCCUCCCCUCAACGAAUGGCAGCUUGCGGAUUGGCUUGACCUCGACUCAUCAGCAUUGGUUCCGAUUUCCGAUCUCGAGAAUUUUCCAGUUAUCUGGGAUGUGUAA
This is a messenger RNA of Cordyceps militaris CM01, 2217 nucleotides long. Its product is annotated as C6 transcription factor, putative. Gene Ontology annotation, molecular function: zinc ion binding; sequence-specific DNA binding; DNA-binding transcription factor activity, RNA polymerase II-specific. Bases 1 to 2217 code for a protein of 738 amino acids. The transcript is spliced from 4 exons. Gene Ontology annotation, cellular component: nucleus. Gene Ontology annotation, biological process: positive regulation of transcription by RNA polymerase II; DNA-templated transcription. NCBI's taxonomy places the organism in Eukaryota, Fungi, Ascomycota, Sordariomycetes, Hypocreales, Cordycipitaceae. The record is from RefSeq and is a predicted model, not a curated record.